CUACAGGGGAAUUAGUUGACCGAGUGUGGUAAAAUUGUGAUUGAAAGGCUAUAAAAAGUCCGGACAGAAAACAAUCGGACAUCCAGUCAAUUGCAGAAAAAAAGAGGCCUUGCUUCUCUUUGCUGUCAUCUAGAGAUCACAUAUUUCCUACUCGGAACAGCAGAAACUUUAAAGAGAAGAACACGCCGUUGUCCAAGGCAAUGAAGGAAAGCGGAGGAAUCAGGCCCCCAAGUGAACUCGGAAGCACUCAAGGUGUGUUACUCUAAUGGUAAAUGUCUAUAAGGCAUUACACGAUAGAGACAUCGAAGGAUAGAGCGUCGCAUGUCCGGGCGGAAGAGCGGCACGUAGUCGCUUGAAGGAGGAAGGGUCGGAUUGAGCGCGCUUCGGGGUCCUCCUUCCGCGGAGGCUUUGAUUACCAUGGCGGACGCUCAGCCUGUUUGCAGCUUCCUCUUCAAGAAGCGUCGCUCAGCGCCUGGGAGGGGUCAACGGAAGAGGCCGAGCAGCGACCAGGAGCCCGGUAGCAGCAGUGAUGAAGGUAGCACUGUGGUCAGGAAGGAGCGAAGAAAGGAAGUUUCCAACCCCAUGAUUCAAAAGACGAAAAGAAGCAUGAAGACAAACACCUCCUAUGGGUCAAGCAGUAGUGAUGAUGAUAACAAACCUGAAGGAAUUGGAAUUGCGUAUAAAUCAACGCGAUCUGCGAAACCUGUGGGUCCGGAGGACAUGGGAGCAACAGCUGUAUAUGAACUGGACACAGAGAAGGACAAAGAUGCCCAAGCCAUUUUUGAACGUAGCCAACAAAUCCAGAAGGAACUUCAAGGAAAGGAAGAUGAUAAGAUUUAUCGAGGGAUUAAUAAUUAUCAAAAGUAUGUAAAGCCAAAAGAUACUUCCAUGGGAAAUGCUUCUUCAGGUAUGGUAAGGAAGGGACCAAUCCGAGCCCCAGAACAUCUCAGGGCCACUGUGAGGUGGGAUUACCAGCCUGAUAUAUGUAAAGACUACAAGGAAACUGGGUUUUGUGGCUUUGGAGAUAGCUGUAAAUUUCUGCAUGACCGAUCAGAUUAUAAGCAUGGGUGGCAAAUUGAGCGGGAACUGGAUGAGGGACGCUAUGGACUUAAUGAUGAUGAAAAUUAUGAAGUAAGUAGUGAUGAGGAUGAACUGCCUUUCAAGUGUUUUAUUUGCCGAAGCUCCUUCAAGAACCCUGUGGUAACCAAGUGUAAACAUUACUUUUGUGAAAGCUGUGCCCUGCAACAUUAUCGCAAGUCUCAGCGAUGUUAUGUAUGUGACAAACAGACUAAUGGUGUCUUCAAUCCAGCCAAAGAACUGGUAACAAAACUGGAAAAAUGUAAGGCUGAAGAAGGUCCCCCUGAAGAUGCUGGAGAACCAGAGUAGCAUUUUUUUUUACCAUUCUCAUGUCUUACAUCCUUCAGAAAAACAAUUUGAUUGCAGAAUAAAUAAUUUAUAGAAAAAUUAGUUGAUCAAUCAUGCUUUGUGCUUCAACAUAAAUUGUGAACAACUUUAUAGACCAGGAUAUAUUUAUGUUAUAUGUAGAUAGUAAGGAAUAUUAUUAAAACAAAACAAUUCAUUA
Python bivittatus (Burmese python) is the source of this 1582-nucleotide messenger RNA. RefSeq names its product ring finger protein 113A (gene RNF113A). Gene Ontology annotation, molecular function: metal ion binding. The record is from RefSeq and is a predicted model, not a curated record. Gene Ontology annotation, biological process: snoRNA splicing. Lineage: Eukaryota; Metazoa; Chordata; Lepidosauria; Squamata; Pythonidae. Gene Ontology annotation, cellular component: U2-type spliceosomal complex.